Hordeum vulgare subsp. vulgare (domesticated barley) is the source of this 2406-nucleotide messenger RNA. RefSeq names its product L-type lectin-domain containing receptor kinase SIT2-like. Gene Ontology annotation, cellular component: plasma membrane. Gene Ontology annotation, molecular function: protein kinase activity; ATP binding; carbohydrate binding. Bases 309 to 2390 code for a protein of 693 amino acids. The record is from RefSeq and is a predicted model, not a curated record. NCBI's taxonomy places the organism in Eukaryota, Viridiplantae, Streptophyta, Magnoliopsida, Poales, Poaceae. The transcript has a single exon. Gene Ontology annotation, biological process: protein phosphorylation.
GUAGAUUAAUAUGGAUCUUUUGUUAGUUACAAGGCCUCUUGACUCAACCCUCUUGGAUUGAUUUCAACAUUUCUCUACUCUACUUCAUUUCACUUUAAAAAAAAAACUCCGUUAGUUCGUUCGUUUCGAACACCUCCGGCGGGCCUCCAUGUCCCUCUCCCCGUCCUUGUCAGCUCAGCGGAGGCAACCUUGACCUUGAGGUCUCCUCCAAUGCCGUCCAUUUCACCCGACGACUACUUCCCCACCCUGCCCCACGGGGACGGAGCGCGAACGCUCGAUCGCUCCCGCUGCUCGCGCCGGUCGUCGCCAUGCCGAUCGACCUGGCCGCGUUAGUCUGGCUCCUCCUCUUCCUCGCUCUAGACGUCGCCGGUGCCCAAGAGUUCGUGUACGCCGGCUUCGCCGUCGGCAGCGUGGCGACCACCGGCGCGGCCGCCGUGCUCGCCCCCUCCGGCAUCCUGCGGCUCACCAACGACACUAAGGAGGCGUUCGGCCACGGUUUCCACCAGGCGCCCCUCCGCUUCCGGGACGCCUCCACUGGCGCGCCCGUCUCCUUCUCCACCACCUUCGUCGUCGCCAUCGCGCCACGGUACCCGGACGCGCACGGCCACGGCAUCGCCUUCGCGCUCGCCCCCUCCGUCGCCGUCCCCGGUGCCGUUGCCGGCAAGUACCUAGGACUGUUCAACACGUCGGACAGCCUGGGGAACGGCACGAGCCUGAUCGUCGCUGUCGAGCUGGAUACCGCCAUGGACGCUGAGUUCCAUGACGCCGACGAAAACCACGUCGGCAUCGACGUCAACGGCCUCCACUCUGUUAACUCAACCCCGGCCGGGUACUGGCACGACGACGGCUUCGGUGGAACUAAGUUCGACAACAUCAGCCUGACUGGCGGUGGCGACGCGCCCCUGCAGGUGUGGAUCGAGUACGACGGCGAGAGAGCGCGCCUCGAGGUGACGGUGUCGCCGGCGGGCGCGCCCAGACCGGCCGUUCCGCUCGUGUCAUGCAACGUCAACCUCUCGAGGGCCGUGGCCGAAGACAGCUACGUCGGCUUCUCGGCCGCGAACGGCGCUGCCGCGAGCUCGCACUACGUCCUCGGCUGGAGCUUUCGCCUCGGCGGCGGCCGUGCCCAGGACCUCGACCUCUCCAAGCUCCCGCGGCUCCCGUCGUCCACAUCAUCAUCAUCAUCCAAGAGAACGAUGCCGCCGCUACUACUCCCGAUGACGCUGCUCGUCCUGGUCGUCGUGAUCCUGCUCCUGGCCUCCGCGGCCGUCGCGGCGCUCGUGGUGCGGCGGCGCCGGCAGUUCGCGGAGGAGGAAGAAGACUGGGAGGUAGAGUACGGCCCUCACAGGAUCAGCUAUAAAGACCUGCACGGCGCCACCAAUGGCUUCCGCGACCUCAUCGGCGCCGGAGGCUUCGGCCGCGUGUACCACGGCGUGCUCCGGAGGUCCGGCGCCGAGGUCGCCGUCAAGGUGGUCUCGCACGGGUCGCGGCAGGGGCUGCAGGAGUUCGUGUCGGAGAUCGUGAGCAUGAGCCGGCUGCGCCACCGCAACCUGGUGCAGCUCCUCCACUACUGCCGGCGGCGCGGGGAGCUGUUACUCGUCUACGACUACAUGCCCAACGGCAGCCUGGACCAACACCUGUUCGGUCAUCCAUCAUCGGAGCUGAGCUGGGAGCAGCGCGCCAAGGUCGUCCGGGGCGUGGCGGCCGGGCUGCUGUACCUGCACGAGGGGUGGGAGCAGGUGGUGGUGCACCGGGACAUCAAGUCCGGCAACGUGCUCCUCGACGCCGACAUGAACGGCAAGCUCAGCGACUUCGGGCUCGCGCGGCUCUACGACCACGGCGGCGACCCGCAGACGACGCGCGUGGUGGGCACGCUCGGGUACAUCGCGCCGGAGAUGAGCAAGACCGGCAAGGCCACCACGAGCUCCGACGUCUUCGCCUUCGGAGCCUUCCUGCUCGAGGUGGCGUGCGGCCGGAGGCCCGUGGUGUUCAGCAACGAGUCGGAUGACUCGCCGCCAUCGCCGGGGCUCGUGGAGCUCGUCCUGGAGCACUGGAAGGCCGGGAGGAUCACGGAGGCAAGGGACCUGAGGAUGGGCAAGUGCGACCAGGAAGAUCUCGAGCUGGUCCUCAAGCUGGGGCUGCUCUGCUCUCACCCGGACCCGUUGCGACGGCCGGGCAUGAGGCAGGUGGUGCAGAUGCUGGAAGGCGCGGCACCGGCGCCGGAGACGUCGCCGGAGGAUCUUGGGAACAGCAUGACGCUGUUCGAGCACAGCGAGGCAUUCGACGGGUUCGUCAGAGUGUCGUUCCCGUCGACGUCAGGGUUCACCACCGCCACGAUAAGGACGUCCACGUCAAACUCCCCUGACGAGAAACGGCAGCUCCUCUUCAGCUGAAAGUUCUUCUCAAUGU